Molecule: messenger RNA, 1401 nt
Organism: Calidris pugnax (ruff)
Lineage: Eukaryota; Metazoa; Chordata; Aves; Charadriiformes; Scolopacidae
Gene: MSC
Product: musculin
Exons: 3
Coding region: 4-636 (210 amino acids)
Biological process (GO): regulation of transcription by RNA polymerase II; skeletal muscle tissue development
Molecular function (GO): RNA polymerase II transcription regulatory region sequence-specific DNA binding; protein dimerization activity; DNA-binding transcription factor activity, RNA polymerase II-specific
Source: RefSeq, a predicted model, not a curated record
GCCAUGUCCGCCGGCUCCGGGAGCGAGGCGGAGGAGCUGCCCGACAUGGACCUGCGGGGGUUGCAACUGGGCUACCCGCCGCCGCCAUCGGGCAAACGCCAGCCCCGCGGCGAGCUCUACCCUUCGGGGGACAACUCCUCGGCGGCGGAGGAGGAGGAAGAAGAGGAGGAGGAAGAAGAAGAGGAGGAGGAGGAAGGCGAGGGGCCGGCGGGCGGCAAGAGGAAGAGAGCGCGGGGUGGUGGCCCCGGGGGCAAGAAAGCGGCGUCGGGGCCGCGGGGGCCACCAGCGCCAACACCGACACCGACGGCGGCGGCGGCGUCGGAGGGGAAACAGUCGCAGCGCAACGCGGCCAACGCGCGGGAGCGGGCGCGGAUGCGGGUGUUGAGCAAGGCGUUCUCCCGGCUGAAGACCAGCCUGCCCUGGGUACCCCCCGACACCAAGCUCUCCAAGCUGGACACCCUGCGCCUGGCCUCCAGCUACAUCGCCCACCUCCGCCAGCUCCUCCAGGAGGACCGCUACGAGAACGGAUACGUCCAUCCCGUCAACCUGACUUGGCCAUUUGUGGUUUCAGGAAGACCUGACUCUGAUGCCAAAGAAGUUUCUACUGCCAGCAGAUUAUGUGGAACUACCGCAUAGUCAAAAGCUCUGAGGGGAAUUUAUUUAAAGCAGUAAAGAAGGGAGGAGGUGGAAAUUAAGAGUUUUUAUGAACUGACUGCAGCAGCUGAAGUCUCAGAUACGGAAAGGCCCUUCUUUGGCUUCAUCAUUCUUAUCACUGCCUGAGGACCUGUCGUUCCGAGGCUUUUAAACUAAUGGAAGAGGAAUAUAAUGAUAUAGAAUUAACAGCAUGGACCAAAAUACAACUCUACAAACUAACCCCAAACAGUGUUAUUUGUAUUCUAAAGGAAAGCAGUAUUUUAGAGUAGUUUGAAACUCAGAUAGAUUUAUAAUAUAUUUUGAUGGCUUUUGUAUUCGUCGAUCUGGUUUGCUGCAUCUAUGCAAUUAAGUAUAGUCAGACUUUUUUAUCUUUUUGGUCCUUUUUACCAGAGUUUUACAAAAAUGUGUAAGUGGCUACAUUCUGCAUUUAGGCCACUGUCCAUUGGGAUUCAACUAAUUCCUUUGGUUACAGCUUGAAGUGCCACAUGUAAGAAUGUCCCUUAAAAGGUGGCAGAGUUUCUGUCCCUUAAUCUGGAAGGGAAUUCUGUUUACCAUAAAGCCAGGGUGAAUGUGUUGUCAAGAAUGAGUUUAUAUGAUCCUGCGAAACAGCAAGAAUUCUCAAUGUUUUAAACAUUUUUUUUUAAUGUACUGUCACACUUCUCUUCGAAAAGUUUACCCUCAAAUGAGUUCUAGUGACAUUGCUUCACUGGUUCAAAUGCUGUAAUAAAUGAGGAUGCCAUCAAAUAA